GUUUGAGUGGCAUUUUAAUGAAUUAUUUACCUGGCACCCUGUUUCAGUUGAGUAGGAUGGUGAAGUAAAGCUCUGGACUUUUGAUUGUUGGAUAUCUGUUUUUUUUUUUUUUUUUUAGUUUUAAAUCUGACUGAAUCAGUGCUUAUCCUGCUGAGUUUGAAUUGUCUUACUGCUGAACAGUUUGAUAAUUUUUUUUAAAUCAGAUUUACAAAACCUGCACAUGAUGCACAAGAUGUCGGACGACAAGAGCAAGAAACAAACUGCUAUGAAUUGCUGUACUGAGCCAGUCAAUUAGUUAGUCCUAAGUACGACUUUCAGCCAUGUGGUCACUACCUCUCCUUCGUUACACCGAUGUUCCACCACGAGUGACGGAGAGCUUCAUUUUGUCAGGUUACCGCUUCCCUGACUACAGCCUCCUACAGUGCCUGGUCUCGGCAUUCCGUCCUACCAAUGAGACCGGAAACUUCUGGACUCACUUCCUCCCAAUAUUUAUCUUCGGUUUUCAGUUUAUAGAGAUAUUUGAGUGGGAAGGAGCCCCAGCCCCUGGGGAGCCCUUCUUUUACCCAGCCUGGAACUAUUUCUUUGGGGUUCUCUAUCUGCUGCUGGCCAGCAGUAUGGCUCAUCUCCUCAACUCCAUGUCACUGAUCAUCAGAGAGAUCUGCUUCUUUGUGGAUUAUGGAACCAUCAGUGCUUAUACUGUUGGCUCUUCUUUGGCUUACUAUUACUACAUUUACCCACAGGCAGGGAUACCAAUGACUGGGCUUGGGACACCGAAUGUAUCAGAGACACAGUCAAAGAAGGAAGAGGAGCCUCCCUUGGCUCCAUCUUCGAACUCUUUUUUCUCUCUCCUGCAUUUCCACCCAUUUUUUGAUAGCUUGUACAUCCCCUGCUCCUGCCUGGUGGCCAUCGUCUGUGUGUUAACCUGUUGCAACACCAGACAGCAGUGGAGGAAGUACCGCUAUGCUGUGCGCACCUUCGUUUUCCUUCUGCCCUUCUUCAUUUCAUCCACACCAAUUUUCUACCGGCUCCUCAGCCCGUCACCGUAUCCUCCUUCCUGUCAGAUGCCUUCUUCUUACCCAUCACCUACAAUGGCCACCUUCUUCUAUCGCCACUGCUUCUGGCUGGUGGUGUCUGCAGCCUUUAACAUUAGCAAGAUCCCAGAACGUUUUUAUCCAGGAAAGUUUGACAUCUGGGGGCACAGUCAUCAGUGGUUCCACUGCUGCACCUUCCUCUCCAUCCUUGAUGAACUCCAUAUGAUCAAGGUAGAGAUCCGAGCCCUGCUGCUUCACCCUUCCUUGGUUAUAGCACCCACCACAAUUCCCCACCUUCCUGGCCCGACUAUCUUCUCCACCUUUGGGCUGAUGCUGCUGCUACAGGGGUGUAUAGCUUCUAUUAUUGUAUGGUUUGGGUGGUGUGCACACCAGAUUUAUGGUCCUGUGCAGAAAGGCCUAAAGGCACACUGAGUGGAGCCAAGCCAGAAACUCCGACGUAUUUGGUCUGACAGAAUUAUUGGUGACAUUGUUGCUGACAGUACCCAUUAUUUAAUCACACAGGACAAGAUUAAUUAUUUCAUUUACCAUUUAUUACCCUGGGAUGCUACAGUUGUGGCCACUACGCACAAUUCAAUAUUGAUAUGGGGAUGGCGUGGCUGUUUUUCUUACCACGUUAGCACUUACAGAGCGUUCAAGAAUCAGCAGAUAAUUCAAUCCUAAGGGGAUUCACCAAACAAACAAGCAUGUAAGGCUUUCCGAGUCUCCUAGGGGGACUUGCUGAUUCUCUUUGCUGGUAUCUCUUACAUACACACGCACACAUACGCACUUCCUCCCCUUUUUAAACAGGAAGUAAAGGAGACGAAAAACUUCAACCAUAGUCUUUUAGCACAGAGGAAAUGAGAGCGCCGCGGCUUUAGUGUUGAUGAAAAUGUACUCGAACAGUGCACAAUUUUAAACCCAUGGUUUAAUGCAGCUAUACUUCAACCUGCUCUCUCUGCACUGAAACUGAAAGCUGAAUAAUGCUAAAAAGUAAUGUUAAAAAAUGCUACUGUUAAUAUAAAAAAAUCAUAUACUACUGAAUAAGGAUCAAGAUAAAAAUCUCUGCUUAUUUAAUAUUGUAACCUAUGCAUGGCUCUUGAUUGUACUUUUAGGUGCAUUGUUUAAAUUAGGAGAAGAAGGGAUGUGGUGAGCAUGGAGAUUUAUAAGUUCAGAUGAAGAAAAAGAAGCCAUAACAUAGUUUCGUAGACAUAUCAACAUGAUUUUUAGUAGGGUUUCCCAUUGGUGAGCUGAAUUUGCACAUAAUCAACCAGUUGCUUUCGGAAAUAGUGCACUAAAGGGCAUUUCAGUGAUUACGAGUGCUUUGCCUGUUGUUUACUUAAUUACAAAUCCAUUAUUAAUGUUACAUUACUCCUUUGUAGACAACAAUCUCCCUAGUUCUACCAGUGCCCUUCUUUCCAUCACUUACCUCUUGCAGCUGGUUCUGAAUAUUACUUGAACCCAAAAGAAAGCGUAAAAUAUACCACUGUGACAAACAAGUGCUUAGAUGUCAGUGCUAGACUUGUUUCGGCCUGUGUACAGUAAUAAUUCCUUGGCAAGAGUGCACAUCUAAGAUUAGAUUCCCUUCUUACAUGCUUCUCAUUGUCAGUACAUGUAUGUAGGGAAAAAAGACUCGAACUGAAAUGCUUCCUGAAUGCAGGCCUUGGUGCAUAUAAUCUCUCCCCACUCGGUACACAGUUACUGCAUGCUACUCAGCAUUCUGUCAUAAAUCUGUCAUUACAAAAUCUAAUGCUGUGUUAUGUCUGGAUAAAACGUCAGUGAUACCUUUAUGAUAGACUGUAGAGAGAAGCCUUGCCAGUAACGGUUACUAUGAGUACAUUUUCACAGUUUAAAAGACUAAUGUUUAUAAAAUAGAAUAUAAGUUAACAAUGUGUGUAAAUCUCAAUUCUGAAUGUGCCUGCUAUAUUUGCUUCAUUCAUUUAUGACUCGAUAAUGAGUCAGUGGUGAGUGAGGCGUUUCUGUUGUGCACUGGAAUAUUUUGCCUCUAUUGGCUUGCACUUAUUGGGAUUUUCUAUGUAUAUGGUGCAUGGAAUAAAUCAUGACGGGGUGUGCUGUUAUAGGAAAAUAAUCAAUGCCGUGGUGGUAUGAAGUGGAGCGCUGUUACCACCCCAAAGCUGAAUAUUUUCCAAUAAAGCAUGUUCUGAAGUGUUUUAUACCUCUUAUACCACAGCGGUUGUCCAAUGAUUAAUGGCACCUUAUGUUAUAGUAUGUUACAGUGUUCAACCAUACAAGUCCCUGUUACUAUAGAAAUGAUAACAAAUUAGAACAAGUUCAUUAAAAUAAACCCAUCAUUUGAAUUACAGCAGGUACUAUUGUCAUAGCUCUGCUGUUAUAGAAAAUUGAUCAACACUUUCCGACCAAUCAGAUUCAAGAAUUCAAGAAAGCGCUGUGGUAUACGUGUCAUUAUAUAAUGGUCUGUCCUAUUUCAGUAGACAUUUCAUAUCCUCCUAGUUCAGGUUAUACUAUACUUCAUGAAUCCAAUGUUAUUUAUAGUACAUUUAUGAUUAAAGUAUGUCUUUACUGUGUAUGUCUAUGCCAUGAUAAACACAAAUUUCUUAUGUAUCACAAAAUGUGUGGUAGCACCAGCUUUGUGUAUAGACUUCAUUAUGCUAACUCUUCAAGAAUAUACUUUUGCUUAGAAAGCCUACUGUCCUUUCCCACAAUAAUAUUGCUAGUUAAUAUAGGUAAUAUAUUGUGAAGAAUAUCAUUUAGCAUCUGGUGCGAGUGUGUGCAUCCAACUUCAAUGUUAUCCCUCGUUCUGCAAUCUAUUUAACAUGACAGAAAGACCUCAUUCUUAAAACAUGUGAAAAUAAUGCAGCUGAAACAGAAUAGAAUUAGUGUUAAUAUGUUUGUAUCAAUUCCAUCCUAAUGUUAUCACUACAGACAUAUAUAAUACUCUGUAGGGAAAUCUAGAUAGUGCGUACAUUACAUUAGAUGAUUAUAGAUGUGUAAUAGUCAUUUAUAAAGGUGUCUGAUGUAAAGUGAUUCGACCUGACAGAUGCAGUUACAGAACCACUAGACUCAACCAGUCCUAGUUCUCAGGGUUAAACAAAAAGGCAGGAUUGUGAUCUGACGUUCCCGGACACGCUAUGCUUCAUGACUGAUUUUGAUUCAGUCUUAUUUAUGAUUUACAUAUGUAGAUCAUUCUACUUCUAUCUUAAUGACUGAGAUAUAGUUAUUCAACUAUAGAUUAAGAGUUAAUAUAAUUGUAUGAGUAGAUUGUUAUUCCUUUUCACUGUAAUCAAAGACUAUUAUUAGAAAUGAAUAAAUUUAACUUCCUGGAUCAACAA
Messenger RNA from Ictalurus furcatus (blue catfish), 4339 nucleotides. RefSeq names its product progestin and adipoQ receptor family member 9 (gene paqr9). The coding region runs from base 321 to 1463 and encodes 380 amino acids. The transcript has a single exon. The record is from RefSeq and is a predicted model, not a curated record. NCBI's taxonomy places the organism in Eukaryota, Metazoa, Chordata, Actinopteri, Siluriformes, Ictaluridae. Gene Ontology annotation, cellular component: membrane. Gene Ontology annotation, molecular function: signaling receptor activity.